AUGGCAAAGGCGGAGUCUACAGCAAGAAAUAAUGUUGACUGCCUCAAUGUCGAUUUUAUGCGGUCUUUAGUGAAACAGUAUUCUGAGUUGGGUCAAUGGACAAGUGCAUUCUUUUGGGCAGAUGCGGCAGCUGCAUCAAGUGGGUCAGCAGUGGCAAGUGGGGAUGAUAUUUGGUUACUGGCCAGCGCUAUGCUUGCUCGUGGUGAAUUACACAGAGCUGCACAUGCAGUCACUUCUAGAGGAUUACAUAGGAGACAUCUGCUCUGCCUCGGCGUCGCGAUGAGAGCGUAUAUAGCUGCAAAAGAGCCUACUACUACUUUGACUAUUCUCGAAGAGUGUGAUCCAUCACUAUUAGAACCCAGGAGCAUGGACCAGACACACAAUCGAGCCCUAGCAGGAGUGUUAGUGUGGCAAGCUCGGGCGUUGUGCUCGUUGGAACGAAGGGAGGCGGCUGCUGAGGCGUUAACAGCUGCCUUGAGAGCUGACUGCGCUUGCUAUGAAGCAUUAGAUUUACUCCUGGAGCAACAUGCCCUUACACCUAGUCAAGAGAGCGAAUUAAUCGAGUCGCUGCCCAUCAAUAACCAGAUGAGCGCCUCGGAGGCUGCGCUACUACGAACCGCGUAUCGAGAACGCUUGCGUCGGUACUCGCCACUGCCGCCCACUGAACCAGAUGACACGAUCAAAACAGCAGUCGACAUAGCGCGCUCUCGCAGCGCCGAAGCUGCGGAAGCGAGGGGGCGGAGGCUCGCAGCGGCUGGCGAGUGGGGCGAAGCCCUAAAGGCCCUCGACGCCGCGGGGCCCUGGAGCUGUGCCGAGGUGCGCGCCGCCUGCCUUGUUGAGCUGAAGAAGAGUGCCGAGCUAUUCGCCUUCGCGCAUGCUCUGGUGGAUGCUUAUCCGCAGUCCUGGACUGCUUGGUACGCUGUGGGCUGCUACUAUUAUCUCAUUGGCAAGAGCGAGUUCGCGCGGCGCUACCUGGGCAAGGCGUGCGGGCUGGAGCCGGGCGCGGGCUGCGUGUGGCUGGCCUACGGGCACUCCUUCGCGGCCGACAACGAGCACGAUCAGGCCAUGGCCGCCUACUUCAAGGCGAGCCAGUUGAUGCCGGGCUGCUACCUGCCGCCGCUGUAUGUGGGCGUGGAGUGUUCCCUACUCAACAACGUCAGCAUGUGUGAGCGGUUCAUGACGCGAGCCGCGGCCCUGCAUGGAAACGCUGAGGUGGGCGAGGCGGGGGAGGAGGGCGAGGCGGGCGAGGCGGGCGAGGGCUGGGAGCGCAUCGCGCGGAGCGUGUCGUCGGCGCACGUGGCGCACGAGGCGGGCGCGGCGGCCUUCGCGGCCGGCCGGCCCGCCGCCGCGCGCGCGCUGUGGCUGCGGGCGCUGGCCGCCGCCGGGCCCGCCGACCAGCUGAGCCCGUGCUGGGCGGCCACGCUGGACGCGCUGGGGCACGCGAGCCGCGCGCUGGGCCGGCCGGGCGAGGCGCUGCGCUGGCACGCGCGCGCGCUGGCGCUGCGGCCCGCGCGCGCCGCCAGCCUGGCCGCCUCCGGCCUGUGCCUGGCGCUGCUGGGCCGCGAGCGCGACGCCGCCGACGCGCUGCACGCGGCGCUGGCGCGGAACCCCGACGACGUGGUCGCGCUGGCGCUGCUCGACGCCAUCGUCGACCGCCUCGACGCCGCGCUCACCGAGGAAGAAAUACCCCAGUUUCCGUUCCCCGCUGUCACAUUGGGUCCGCCGCCGGAACAAGAAGCAAAUGAACGUGAUCUCACCGAUAGAGAACUGUCCGACAUGAGCAUGAGCUUCGACUGAAUUAUACACUGGCAAUUUCACGUUCACCCUUAUAAAUCCCAAUUUGGGAUAAACUAUGCCCAAUAUUUCAGACCAUAUCUUCAACUGCCCGACUACCGAGUUUCAGCACAAACGGUUAAAUGGUGGAAGACGACAAACAUCCAAUUUCAUUCAUUUUUUUACGUAAAUUUUGUACAAGUAGAUCACUCACUAAUAAUAAGUAUCUAAUAUCCAGAAGAUGAUUGACCAAUUCAGCCUGUAACAUUAAACUGCAAGGCAACUUAUAUAUUAUUUGCAGUAUAUAUUUUUUUAAAAUUUCAAUAUUACGAUUUUAAGAUCUAUGAUAGUCCCAAACCAUAGUAACACUCUAUACUUUGUAAGCUAAAUCGUUAUUAUUUGUAUUGAAUCUAAUGGUAUAUAGAUAUACUCAUAUAGAUAUAGAUAUAUAACAAAUUAACAAUAUCAAUAAGCAAAUAUUGUUUCGUUUUGGAAACAUUCGACUAAAACAUUACUGUUAACAAUGAAAAAAAAUCUGAAUAUCCUAUGGUUACGAUUAUCUAUUACUAUUAGAAUGAAAAUUAAACACUAAUAAUGACUGUACGUGUAUUGUACGUGUAGAAAAACAAUCAUAUGUAUGUGUACUUAUAAGCUUAUCAUGUGUGAAGUCUUUCAAAGAACUGUAUAACACCAAUUUUCGUUGCAUUUAAUUUGUACAGUGUACAUUUUUAAUUGUAAGAGUAUUGAAUAAAACUUUUCCAUUUA
Messenger RNA from Melitaea cinxia (Glanville fritillary), 2538 nucleotides. It is a transcript of the gene Cdc16, whose product is annotated as cell division cycle protein 16 homolog. The record is from RefSeq and is a predicted model, not a curated record. The coding region runs from base 1 to 1797 and encodes 598 amino acids. Gene Ontology annotation, molecular function: protein binding. The transcript is spliced from 11 exons. Gene Ontology annotation, biological process: cell division. NCBI's taxonomy places the organism in Eukaryota, Metazoa, Arthropoda, Insecta, Lepidoptera, Nymphalidae.